CAAUGGUUUCAGGAACAUAAAAUACCAACCCGCAUGCACACUUCUCUCCAUUUUUCUUCAUUAUUCAGAAAACCCAUGUCAAGGCAUCCCCCACAUUGUUCCUUCCAUAUGUUUGUUUUCCUUUCAAUCUCCAAGGCACCGGUUUAAUGCAUUUCCUUACAAUGGUGGACGUUUGUGAGAAUGUACAAUGCAAUGCAGAUUUUGAUGGCCGGAUUUCGGUUUCUUGGCAUGCUUUAAGGUUUUUGUGUUGAAAUGCAUUUUUUUUGAAUUUAUGAGAUGUUUAAUUUGGAAGUUCAUCUCUAUGGUCCCUCUUACAUGUGGGGAUUGAGUUCCUAAUGUUGUCUUCAAAGCGUGUGAAAUAAAUGGACUGGAAAUGCUUUUGGCAUUCUCUAUGAGUUCUAGUGUACUAUUUUUGUUGUUUCAAGAUGAAUAAGAGGUCAAAAAUUGAGCCUCAAACUGGAAGGAGGAUCAAGCUUUCAUAUAUUUUCUUAGCUUUAGGUGCAUUAUACUUGAUUCUUAUUUGCGUGAAGUUUCCGGAGUUUUAUGAGAGUGCCACAGCUUUGGGAGGUGAUGAGAGUGUUCUUGGAGUGGAUGAGUUCACAGAUACAAGUAAUGAUGAUGGAGAGCUUAGUAAAACGAAUGUGGGGUCCACACAUGCCGAUGGAUUACGUCAUAUACAACGCAACCAUGGAAAAAAUCCAUCUUACAGGCUUGGAUAUGAUCAAAUGACUUCUAGUGUUUUAAAACCAUUGAAUAUGACUAUCAACCCUUCUGUGUUAGAAAGAGCGGCAAUUGAAGCUUGGACAUUAGGCUUGAAGGCAUGGGAUGAAGCAAAUAAUUACGAUGAGAAGGAUCCUGAGAUAAAGAAUUCAAUAUUUGAGGGGAAGCCUGAGUCAUGUCCUUCAUUUGUUACCAUGACAGGAGAAGAAUUGGCUAAAGCAGACCGCAUUAUGCUCCUCCCUUGUGGUCUUUCUGCUGGUUCCUCAAUCACCGUGAUUGGUAUCCCACACUAUGCUCAUCGUGAAUAUGUGCCCCAACUUGCCAAGACAACAAAAGGUGAUGGAAUGGUUUCAAUAUCCCAUUUUUCAUUUGAGUUACAAGGAUUAAAAGCAGUGGUUGGGGAGGACCCACCAAAAAUUCUGCAUUUAAAUCCCCGGGUAAGAGGAGAUUGGAGUCGUCGACCGGUGAUUGAGCAUAACACCUGUUAUAGGAUGCAAUGGGGGACAUCUCAAAGGUGUGAUGGUAUUCCUUCCAAAAGUGAUGAGGACAUGCUUGUUGAUGGAUUUCUGAGAUGUGAAAAGUGGAUGCGAAGCGAUAUAGUUGACGUGAAAGAGUCCAAAAUAUUUUCAUGGUUUCAGCGAUUCAUAGGGCGUGCAAAGAAACCAGAGGUGACAUGGCCUUUUCCAUUUGUGGAGGGAAAGAUGUUUAUUAUGACUGUUCGUGCUGGUAUUGAUGGAUUCCAUAUAACUGUUGGUGGUCGACAUGUGACUUCUUUUUCAUACAGGGUGGGGUUCUCAUUAGAAGAUGCUACAGGAUUGGCAAUUGCUGGUGAUGUUGAUGUUCACUCAGUUUAUGCAACAUCUCUUCCCACAUCUCAUCCAAGCUUUUCACCGCAAAGGGUAUUGGACUACUCUGAGAAAUGGAAGUCUCUUCCUUUUCCCUUGAAAAAACCUAUUCAACUUUUCAUUGGAAUUCUAUCUGCCACCAAUCACUUUGCAGAACGUAUGGCUAUAAGAAAAACUUGGAUGCAAUCUCAAGCAAUCAAGUCCUCAAGUGUCGUGGCUCGUUUCUUUGUUGCUUUGAAUCAACGAAAGGAGUUGAAUUCUAUGUUGAGAAAGGAGGCUGCCUUCUUCGGGGACAUUGUGGUUGUGCCAUUUAUAGAUAGAUAUGAGUUAGUUGUUUUGAAGACUAUUGCCAUAUGCGAUUAUGGGGUUCAAAAUGUGACUGCUGCUUAUGUUAUGAAAUGUGAUGAUGACAAUUUCAUCAGAUUAGAUGCUGUUAUGAAAGAAAUUGAUCGUGUUUCACCCCCGAAGUCGUUUUACAUGGGCAAUCUUAAUCUAAUGCAUCGACCUCUCAGACACGGAAAAUGGGCCGUUACAUUUGAGGAGUGGCCAGAAGAUAUAUAUCCGCCGUAUGCUAAUGGACCCGGGUAUAUUAUCUCCAGAGACAUAGCACAAAAUAUAGUCUCUGAACAUCUCAACAAUAACUUACGGUUAUUCAAAAUGGAGGAUGUGAGCAUGGGAAUGUGGGUCGAAAAGUACAACAUCACAACCCCAGUUCAAUAUGUGCAUGACUGGAAAUUCUGUCAAUAUGGAUGCAUGGAUAACUACAUUACAGCACAUUACCAAUCUCCGCAACAAAUGUUUUGUCUGUGGGAUAAUUUGCGUCAUGGUCAACCUCAUUGCUGCAACUUUUAAAAUAUAGUUGAUGUAUAGUUAAUUGUUAGGAUCGGAUUUUUAUAUUCUUUUUUUAGUUUUGUAAUACGAUACUAUCUAGUGAUGUGGGAAAUUGUGCCAAGGGGAUCCACUUUCUCAUGUUCAGGAUUCACAUGUAGUUGACUAAUUGAAUAGGGUAGUUCUUAGUGUGAUAAAUUUUUAAUAGUUGUGUCGAGGGAUUUUGCCUCGCCAAUGGAUACAUAUCACCGAGUAAUUGUAC
This is a messenger RNA of Cuscuta epithymum, 2655 nucleotides long. Lineage: Eukaryota; Viridiplantae; Streptophyta; Magnoliopsida; Solanales; Convolvulaceae. The record is from the annotation of a GenBank genome assembly.